Colossoma macropomum (tambaqui) is the source of this 612-nucleotide messenger RNA. RefSeq names its product C-type lectin lectoxin-Enh4-like. The annotation marks the transcript as partial. The transcript has 5 exons. The record is from RefSeq and is a predicted model, not a curated record. NCBI's taxonomy places the organism in Eukaryota, Metazoa, Chordata, Actinopteri, Characiformes, Serrasalmidae.
UCACAGACACUAAUCAGCAGGAGGCAGACACACAGAGCAACUGUACCAGCAGUAAUAGUCAUGAGUUCAGCUCUGUAUCUGAUCCUGCUUUUCUCAGCUCUGUGGACUCUCUCCUUCUGUGGGACUUGUCAGUUUCAUGUGGUGAAUGAAACUAAGAACUGGACUGAAGCUCAGAAAUACUGCAGAGAGAAAUUCACUGACCUGGUCACCAUUGAGAGCCAAGAGGAAAUGAACGCUCUGAUAGCUUUUCUCAAUGGGAGAGCAAACCAAUCCUGGAUAGGACUGAGACAGAACACCACUGUAAGAAAUCAGAGCUGGAUCUGGUCAGAUGGGAGUAACUCCUCAUACACAUACUGGAACACUGGAGAGCCAAACAACCCUGUGGGUGACAACUGUGUGCAGUUGUUUAGCCCUGAAUACAAGUGGAAUGAUGCAGACUGCAAAUGGCCAAAUCCACUUAUCUGCUAUAAAAAGCUUCCACUCAUCCUGAUUAAUCAGACCAAGACGUGGAGACAAGCUCUGAGAUACUGCAGAGAGAAUCAUGUGGAUCUGGUCUCUGUUCACACUGAGGAAAUUCAGAAAUGGGUGGAAACAGCUGUUGAUUAUGCCUCC